Molecule: messenger RNA, 4329 nt
Organism: Zophobas morio
Lineage: Eukaryota; Metazoa; Arthropoda; Insecta; Coleoptera; Tenebrionidae
Exons: 43
Coding region: 1-4329 (1442 amino acids)
Biological process (GO): regulation of transcription by RNA polymerase II
Cellular component (GO): nucleus
Molecular function (GO): RNA polymerase II cis-regulatory region sequence-specific DNA binding; DNA-binding transcription factor activity, RNA polymerase II-specific
Source: RefSeq, a predicted model, not a curated record
AUGGCCACUCCCCUAUCCGCCACCCGGGGGACGCGCCUGCCGAGCACCAGCCAAGUCACUACAAGUGCCGUCCAACAGGAAACUCAGCAACCUAAGUUUACUCCGAAAAGGGCUCGCACGGCAUAUACGUCCCAACAACUUUUAGAACUCGACCGAGAAUUCAGUAGAGGUGCCGUCCAACAGGAAAAUCAGCAACCUAAGUUUACUCCGAAAAUGGCUCGCACGGUAUAUACGUCCCAACAACUUUUAGAACUCGACCGAGAAUUCAGUAGAGGUGCCGUCCAACAGGAAACUCAGCAACCUAAGUUUACUCCGAAAAGGGCUCGCACGGCAUAUACGUCCCAACAAAUUUUAGAACUCGACCGAGAAUUCAGUAGAGCCAAGUCACUACAAGUGCCGUCCAACAGGAAACUCAGCAACCUAAGUUUACUCCGAAAAGGGCUCGCACGGCAUCUACGUCCUAACAAAUUUUUGAACUCGACCGAGAAUUCAGUAGAGCCGAGCACCAGCCAAGUCACUACAAGUGCCGUCCAACAGGAAACUCAGCAACCUAAGUUUACUCCGAAAAGGGCUCGCACGGCAUAUACGUCCCAACAAAUUUUAGAACUCGACCGAGAAUUCAGUAGAGGUGCCGUCCAACAGGAAACUCAGCAACCUAAGUUUACUCCGAAAAGGGCUCGCACGGCAUAUACGUCCCAACAAAUUUUAGAACUCGACCGAGAAUUCAGUAGAGGUGCCGUCCAACAGGAAACUCAGCAACCUAAGUUUACUCCGAAAAGGGCUCGCACGGCAUAUACGUCCCAACAACUUUUAGAACUCGACCGAGAAUUCAGUAGAGGUGCCGUCCAACAGGAAACUCAGCAACCUAAGUUUACUCCGAAAAGGGCUCGCACGGCAUAUACGUCCCAACAAAUUUUAGAACUCGACCGAGAAUUCAGUAGAGAUGCCGUCCAACAGGAGACUCAGCAACCUAAGUUUACUCCGAAAAGGGCUCGCACGGCAUAUACGUCCCAACAACUUUCAGAACUCGACCGAGAAUUCAGUAGAGGUGCCGUCCAACAGGAAACUCAGCAACCCAAGUUUACUCCGAAAAGGGCUCGCACGGCAUAUACGUCCCAACAACUUUUAGAACUCGACCGAGAAUUCAGUAGAGGUAAAUAUCUUACGAGACCCCGAAGGAUUCAUCUGGCGGAGAGAUUAAAAUUACCUGAAAGACAAAUAAAAAUCUGGUUCAAAAAUAGAAGGAUGAAUAUAAGAAAGAAUCUGCCGAGCACCAGCCAAGUCACUACAAGUGCCGUCCAACAGGAAACUCAGCAACCUAAGUUUACUCCGAAAAGGGCUCGCACGGCAUAUACGUCCCAACAAAUUUUAGAACUCGACCGAGAAUUCAGUAGAGGUGCCGUCCAACAGGAGACUCAGCAACCUAAGUUUACUCCGAAAAGGGCUCGCACGGCAUAUACGUCCCAACAACUUUCAGAACUCGACCGAGAAUUCAGUAGAGGUGCCGUCCAACAGGAAACUCAGCAACCUAAGUUUACUCCGAAAAGGGCUCGCACGGCAUAUACGUCCCAACAACUUUUAGAACUCGACCGAGAAUUCAGUAGAGGUGCCGUCCAACAGGAAACUCAGCAACCUAAGUUUACUCCGAAAAGGGCUCGCACGGCAUAUACGUCCCAACAAAUUUUAGAACUCGACCGAGAAUUCAGUAGAGGUAAAUAUCUUACGAGACCCCGAAGGAUUCCUCUGGCGGAGAGAUUAAAAUUAUCUGAAAGACAAAUAAAAAUCUGGUUCCAAAAUAGAAGGAUGAAUAUAAGAAAGAAUCUGCCGAGCACCAGCCAAGUCACUACAAGUGCCGUCCAACAGGAAACUCAGCAACCUAAGUUUACUCCGAAAAGGGCUCGCACGGCAUAUACGUCCCAACAAAUUUUAGAACUCGACCGAGAAUUCAGUAGAGGUGCCGUCCAACAGGAAACUCAGCAACCUAAGUUUACUCCGAAAAGGGCUCGCACGGCAUAUACGUCCCAACAACUUUUAGAACUCGACCGAGAAUUCAGUAGAGGUGCCGUCCAACAGGAAACUCAGCAACCUAAGUUUACUCCGAAAAGGGCUCGCACGGCAUAUACGUCCCAACAAAUUUUAGAACUCGACCGAGAAUUCAGUAGAGAUGCCGUCCAACAGGAGACUCAGCAACCUAAGUUUACUCCGAAAAGGGCUCGCACGGCAUAUACGUCCCAACAACUUUCAGAACUCGACCGAGAAUUCAGUAGAGGUCAAUAUCUUACGAGACCCCGAAGGAUUCAUCUGGCGGAGAGAUUAAAAUUAUCUGAAAGACAAAUAAAAAUCUGGUUCCAAAAUAGAAGGAUGAAAUAUAAGAAAGAAUCUGGUGCCGUCCAACAGGAAACUCAGCAACCUAAGUUUACUCCGAAAAGGGCUCGCACGGCAUAUACGUCCCAACAAAUUUUAGAACUCGACCGAGAAUUCAGUAGAGGUGCCGUCCAACAGGAAACUCAGCAACCUAAGUUUACUCCGAAAAGGGCUCGCACGGCAUAUACGUCCCAACAACUUUCAGAACUCGACCGAGAAUUCAGUAGAGGUGCCGUCCAACAGGAGACUCAGCAACCUAAGUUUACUCCGAAAAGGGCUCGCACGGCAUAUACGUCCCAACAACUUUCAGAACUCGACCGAGAAUUCAGUAGAGGUGCCGUCCAACAGGAAACUCAGCAACCUAAGUUUACUCCGAAAAGGGCUCGCACGGCAUAUACGUCCCAACAACUUUUAGAACUCGACCGAGAAUUCAGUAGAGGUGCCGUCCAACAGGAGACUCAGCAACCUAAGUUUACUCCGAAAAGGGCUCGCACGGCAUAUACGUCCCAACAACUUUCAGAACUCGACCGAGAAUUCAGUAGAGGUGCCGUCCAACAGGAAACUCAGCAACCUAAGUUUACUCCGAAAAGGGCUCGCACGGCAUAUACGUCCCAACAAAUUUUAGAACUCGACCGAGAAUUCAGUAGAGGUAAAUAUCUUACGAGACCCCGAAGGAUUCCUCUGGCGGAGAGAUUAAAAUUAUCUGAAAGACAAAUAAAAAUCUGGUUCCAAAAUAGAAGGAUGAAUAUAAGAAAGAAUCUGCCGAGCACCAGCCAAGUCACUACAAGUGCCGUCCAACAGGAAACUCAGCAACCUAAGUUUACUCCGAAAAGGGCUCGCACGGCAUAUACGUCCCAACAAAUUUUAGAACUCGACCGAGAAUUCAGUAGAGGUGCCGUCCAACAGGAAACUCAGCAACCUAAGUUUACUCCGAAAAGGGCUCGCACGGCAUAUACGUCCCAACAACUUUUAGAACUCGACCGAGAAUUCAGUAGAGGUGCCGUCCAACAGGAAACUCAGCAACCUAAGUUUACUCCGAAAAGGGCUCGCACGGCAUAUACGUCCCAACAAAUUUUAGAACUCGACCGAGAAUUCAGUAGAGGUGCCGUCCAACAGGAGACUCAGCAACCUAAGUUUACUCCGAAAAGGGCUCGCACGGCAUAUACGUCCCAACAACUUUCAGAACUCGACCGAGAAUUCAGUAGAGGUGCCGUCCAACAGGAAACUCAGCAACCUAAGUUUACUCCGAAAAGGGCUCGCACGGCAUAUACGUCCCAACAACUUUCAGAACUCGACCGAGAAUUCAGUAGAGGUGCCGUCCAACAGGAAACUCAGCAACCUAAGUUUACUCCGAAAAGGGCUCGCACGGCAUAUACGUCCCAACAACUUUUAGAACUCGACCGAGAAUUCAGUAGAGCCGAGCACCAGCCAAGUCACUACAAGUGCCGUCCAACAGGAAACUCAGCAACUUUAGUUUACCCUAAAAGGGCUCGCACGGCAUAUACGUCCCAACAACUUUUAGAACUCGACCGAGAAUUCAGUAGAGGUGCCGUCCAACAGGAAACUCAGCAACCUAAGUUUACUCCGAAAAGGGCUCGCACGGCAUAUACGUCCCAACAAAUUUUAGAACUCGACCGAGAAUUCAGUAGAGGUAAAUAUCUUACGAGACCCCGAAAGAUUCCUCUGGCGGAGAGAUUAAAAUUAUCUGAAAGACAAAUAAAAAUCUGGUUCCAAAAUAGAAGGAUGAAUAUAAGAAAGAAUCUGCCGAGCACCAGCCAAGUCACUACAAGUGCCGUCCAACAGGAAACUCAGCAACCUAAGUUUACUCCGAAAAGGGCUCGCACGGCAUAUACGUCCCAACAAAUUUUAGAACUCGACCGAGAAUUCAGUAGAGGGGAAACCCUCAUGGGCACCAGAGACUUAGGUUCGAUCGCCUCUGGUAGUGCCUGGACUCUUACCGGCUAA